AAUUCCAAACACGAAACAAUGAAAACUGCUGUCAGUUGAUUUUCGGACCACCUUACAAAGUCGUAGUGACAAUAUUUUUCGGUUUUACAAUGCCAAAUCCGGUGUAAAAAUUGUGUAUGUGGUGUGUAAUAGACAGUGCGCUAGUGAGAUGAUCCGGUGGAGGUACUGCCUGGUUCUGGCAAUGCUGCUGCUUCUGCCGACGAGGACUGGCUCCAAGCUGGACGACGAUGAGGAGGAGGAUCGAGGUGAAGACGGCGACGAAGACGACGAUGACGAUGAAGAUGAUGACGACGAUGACUCCACAGAGAAAGUAGAGCACGUGGCAGGUCGGAGGGCUCCAGCAGUGAUGCCUUCGCCUAAAGCCCUCAUGGUCACCAGAACGGUCAAGAAACGGUCGCUGGAGUGCUACGUCUGUGCUUUCAAGGCAGAGACUCAGUUGAGGGCGUGCCUCGAUCCUACUAAGUACAGGGUGCACACAAUAACAUGUCACAGCGCCGAAGACAAAUGCUUCACAUCGGUCAUCUCAAAAGGAAGCACCUACGAGGCGGUGGUCCGAGGCUGUCGCUCCGGCUGCGUCGGGUCGCCCGAGACUACUUGCUGUGAAUUAAACCGCUGCAACAACCAAGCGUUCGUAAUGCCAGUGGUGCCCGCCCCCCGCGCGCUGACCAGCAAGUCGACCAAGGUGCAGCCCACAGUCCUCUUCUUCAUCACCAUACUCCUGGUACUGCAGACGGUCGUCAAGGUCGCUUUCGUAUAGCACCUCUUCAGAGCCUGUGCCAUGAGGUUGGAUACUUUAUCAGCUUUAGUCUUUACUUCAUAAAGUAACCAACCAACUCUACUACACUUUGACUGUGCCAGUUUUUAUAGCACUUUUUCGCUAAUAAACUCUUAGUUUCAGCUCUUUUUCAAGAAAAAAAAGAGUCCACUAUGCUAACGCUUCAAAUUCCAGUUCGUUCUUCAGUUUUAGAAACUAUCGAACGCUAUAUUUACAGUAUUUUAGUUUGUUAUGCUACAAUAUCUUUGAAGAAUUGGCAUAGCAUCACGUAGUUUUCUGGUGCUGACUAAUAAUCAUACAAAAAUAAACAAUUAUGGCAGUUUACAUUUUAGAUACCUAGUUUUUAAUACAAUUUGGAUCCAAUUUCAUGGUAAAGGUUCUGCAAAUCGGAUAAGAAACAAACAUUUUAGAAUGAUUAGUUUACAAGGAUGAUUAUUAUCGUGAAGUCCGGCUAAUAUUGUUUUGUGCUGUAUUGUCUAAG
This is a messenger RNA of Ostrinia furnacalis (Asian corn borer), 1256 nucleotides long. RefSeq lists its product as uncharacterized. The coding region runs from base 149 to 757 and encodes 202 amino acids. The transcript has 4 exons. The record is from RefSeq and is a predicted model, not a curated record. NCBI's taxonomy places the organism in Eukaryota, Metazoa, Arthropoda, Insecta, Lepidoptera, Crambidae.